UUAGUACAAAAUCAUUUCCGAGCAACCAACCAACAACAUCCUCUUCUUCUUUUUCUUCCAGUUACUAACCGAGUCUUCUUCUUCUUCUUUGAAACUUAGAAAGGUCUUAGAACCGUCGUCGUCUCUAACGCCAAACCAAACCAAACCAAACGGCAAACGCCAUUCCCUCCAAUCGUUCUCUCUCCCUUAAUCUCUUCUAAACCUUCUUCUACUUCUUCUUCUUCUUCUUGAUCGAGGAGAGUUGGAAGCGCGCGAAUCGGAUCCGUUUUAAUCUAAGGCGCAAGCGCCAUCCUGCGUUGCUUUUCGCCACAAGCAGCAGGAGUUUUCGAGUCCGAGUCGAAGUUUGCGUUCGAGUUCGGUUCGCGCUCGCACCAAUUUCAUAUCACAGCAGCGGUUCGGAACACCGCACGUUGUUCGUCUAUACACGUGGUUCACGUGGUUCGUAGUAGAGUUCUUCAAUCUUACUUGCGCGCACACGGAAAUGGUACACCACCAAUUUGAAGUUGGAUUUUAAGUCUUUGGAUUUUGUCGAAAUUUGUUUAUGUAAAUAAAAACUGUUUUCGGUGGUUUUAUAUUUUAAGUGCCGAAGGAUUUUUGACUUUUUUAUGAUGAAAAAGUGACAAUUUGAAUGAAAAAUUAGUUGCUCCUUUUGUUGGAAUUUUAAUUAAAGUGUUCUAAUCUGACUGAAACAAUUAAAGGAAAAAAGUGGAAUAACUUGAAAAAAAAUGUGUAAAAGUGGAUGAUGAUGUUUAUACUUUAUACUUAGUUCGGUUUUAAAAACGAAUUAUCGAAAGUUCCGAUUGAGGAUAAAAUAUUAAGGAUUUAUUAUCGGAGAAUUUUAAGGAAAAACUUGUAAAACAUCGACAAUAAGAUUUGGCCCCAAAAACCUGCGUUAAUGUCCUGGAAACAGUUUGAGAUUCAUCGUGACAUAUCCAGAUCUUUAUUAAAACUAAAGGGAACAUCAUCUGGCACAUUUGGAUAGCGGCAUCUAAUAAACGAAAUUCUAAACAGAACUUGCAACAACAAACCAGCAGAUGGCAGUGGCGAUGCCAUUUAUAGAUAACGACCUUUUGUGGUGUCCAGACAACGAUGGUAAUAUGGUAGAUUUAUCUUCUUGCCUACAGGAGGAAGCAUCUAUAGCAGUUGGUAGUAACACAUCGGCGACAAUAGGUGCCGCCGCAAACGUGAAUUCUUUGAACGAACUUUCACAAUCCGAUCUCAAUUCGUUCGUUUCUGGUUUGGGACAUCAACCCGAAACGGGAGAACAAGAGGAAUCUGGAACCGUUAAUUCGGAAGAUAUUUUGAAACAUCUCAAUUUUCCGAUUGAGUUGGAUAAUUUUUUAGAUGAAAUCAACAAUCAGGUUAAGCAAGAAGAAAAUAAUAACGUACAAGUUGAUCAAAAUGCGAAUUUGGCGAGUUUAACCACAAAAAAUGUAUCGAAAUAUCCUAUUGCUGCGGCGAAUCCGCUUUUGGCGCAAAAGCUUGGAUUAUCCAAUCUUAACGGUGGAAGUCAGCAACCCAACCAACACGUUAGUACUUCGAGUAAUGGUACGCAGAUGACGCUAUUAACUCCAAAAGUUGAGAAAGAUGUAUCAAAAUGGGAAUAUGAACACUGCCCAACGUCAAACAGCCGAAACAGUAACAGAAAGUCGCCGUCGCCGGUGCCAAAUGCAAAACUCAAUUACAUGUUGGGUUUGGCGCCUGAUUUCACUGCCGCUCCGUUACCAUUACAUAGGCUAACCGCUUGCACUACCACAACGACAGGUUCUUUGCCACCAAGUCCAGCGGAUUCCGGUGUUUCUGAUGUCGAUAGUUCAUCGAGUGGUCACACGUCGACAGACGAACUCAAAUCGAGAUUACAACCACCCGGAGCCGGGACAGGGGGUGGAGGAGGAGGUGGUGGUGGUGGAGGAGGAGGACUGGUUGGGCCCCAUUCUCCCCUUGGUGGUUAUCACGCGAAGCAACAGCAUUUUUUGCCACCAUAUAAUUUUCCUGGGAGUCAUCCGCAUUCUCAUAGAGGGCAUCUUUCCCAUCCACAUCAUUAUACAAUAAGAUCGCAACAAUUAGAUACAUACAACACCUACUUAUCAUCACUUCAACAACACCAACAACAAGUCCAACAAAAUCUUUUAUCGACAUACGAUCAUCACACAAGUCUCCAUUCACCUUUCGCAACACCGUCAGCUCCGUCUCCACCCAGAUCAUCAUCGAUCAACCAACACCAUCAUCAUCACAUGGCGAUCCCAACAUCCGUUAUUCAAGCAGCAACAUCAAGCGUGAGCGAAGAUCUUCCUUACAUGAUCGAUUUGGCCGGAUUUCCAACGAGAAAAUUGAAAAAAUUAAAAAAACCCAAAACCGAACCGGGCACAGUUAAAAGGAAAAGCAGAGAAGGGUCCACAACGUAUCUUUGGGAAUUUCUGUUAAAAUUGCUUCAAGAUCACGAGUAUUGUCCGAGGUAUAUUAAAUGGACGAAUCGUGAAAAGGGUAUUUUUAAAUUGGUCGAUUCGAAAGCGGUUAGCAGAUUAUGGGGUAUGCAUAAAAAUAAACCGGAUAUGAAUUAUGAAACGAUGGGGAGGGCGUUAAGGUAUUAUUACCAAAGAGGGAUUUUAGCGAAGGUUGAUGGUCAAAGAUUGGUUUAUCAAUUUGUUGAUGUACCCAAAGAUAUCGUUGAGAUUGAUUGUAAUGGAUCAUAAAAAAAUUUCUUUAAGACAAAGUGAAAGAUCUCAAUUUUUUUAUUAAAAAAGAAAUUACCAUGAUUAAGAUGUUAUUAAGAUAACGAAGGUAAGUAAAGGAAUGAAACUUGUAUUAUAAAUGUAUUUUGAUGACAAAAAGGCAACUUUGAAGCUCAAGAAAUAUGCUGGAUUAAAGUUUUUGAAGUAAUACUCAAAAAGAAAUGUAAAAAGCCGGCUUUAAUUUAACCAAAACUGUAAAUAUUAA
Molecule: messenger RNA, 2937 nt
Organism: Onthophagus taurus
Lineage: Eukaryota; Metazoa; Arthropoda; Insecta; Coleoptera; Scarabaeidae
Gene: Eip74EF
Product: Ecdysone-induced protein E74
Biological process (GO): regulation of transcription by RNA polymerase II; cell differentiation
Cellular component (GO): nucleus
Molecular function (GO): DNA-binding transcription factor activity, RNA polymerase II-specific; sequence-specific DNA binding
Source: RefSeq, a predicted model, not a curated record